Molecule: messenger RNA, 363 nt
Organism: Lindgomyces ingoldianus
Lineage: Eukaryota; Fungi; Ascomycota; Dothideomycetes; Pleosporales; Lindgomycetaceae
Exons: 1
Source: RefSeq, a predicted model, not a curated record
AUUGCCUCCGACUCUCGCCGCAUCGCCAUUUUAACGCGAAGAGAUAGCACCGACAUGCGCAUCAUCGCUGCUGUGACACUAAUUUUCUUGCCUGGGACGUUCGUUGCGACGGUAUUCUCGACAGGGUUGUUUGAUUGGACACCAAAUACUCAAAGCACGGGUGGAGACGAAGGAGGAGGUGGAGGGGGAAGUGGUGGCAGAAGUGGGAUUCUUUCAAAAUAUAUAUGGGUGUAUUUUAUGCUGACUGGAGUGUUAACGUUCGUGGUUCUGGUGGCUUGGGUGUUGUUCUCGUGGAAUCAGAAUCGGAAGAUGAUGAGGCAGUUUGGGCUCGAUCCCGAAAAAGGAGCAGAACCGGGAGAUGGU